Penicillium maclennaniae is the source of this 822-nucleotide messenger RNA. RefSeq names its product PaaI family thioesterase. Lineage: Eukaryota; Fungi; Ascomycota; Eurotiomycetes; Eurotiales; Aspergillaceae. The transcript is spliced from 2 exons. The record is from RefSeq and is a predicted model, not a curated record. Bases 1 to 822 code for a protein of 273 amino acids.
AUGCGGCUUUCGCGCCCAGCGACAUCGCUCGCGAAGAGCUUCUCGCCCGUUGGCUCAAUUGCACAUCUUCAUCAACACGGUCCAUCGCGAUCGGCCGUGGUUCAUGAACAGGCGCUUCCACAAAGCCAGACACAGGUCCCCGUCGAAGCACUCAAAUCCCGAGCACACGCACCAGCGCCUGCAUCGACGCAUGAAUCGAACCUCGAUACAGUGAUCUCUCAGAUUCCUCUCGUCCAAAGGCUUCGCGAAUCACACAAAUCCUACAAAGAGUCCCGGCCUCAUCUCGCCAUCCCGCCUGCGAUUCGACAGCACCAUUUCGUCGGUGGAAGUCUGGCCGGGCCUGGAAAAUUGUCUAUUGCGCCUUAUACAUGGAUUUCGUCUCAGAAGUCCGAAACGGGAAAUUCGCGGACUAGCAAAGUCAUUUCAGUCUUCCAUAUCGGUCGUGAUCUGUGCGGCCAUCCGGGAUUUGUGCAUGGUGGUCUUUUGUCUGUGCUUUUCGACGAGGUCUUUGCUAGAUGUGUGUCGGCUGCGUUUCCUAGUGGACUUGGCAUGACUGCCAAUUUAACCGUGGAUUUCCGGAAACCCGCGCUGCCGGAUAGGAUUUACGUGCUUAGGGCUGAGACGGUCAAGGUUGAGGGACGCAAGGCUUGGGUGGAGGGGAGAAUGAGUUAUUUGCCGUUGGCGGUUGAUGGAAGCACCAUCCAUCAGGACGACAAGUUGUUGAGGGAGGAUGGAGAGGGAGUUGUCAUGGUUUCGGAGGCCAAGGCGCUGUUCGUUGAGCCUAAGUUUGCGGAUUCCAUGGUUUCCAUUUACAAGACUUAA